AUGCAGGACUGCAUGAAUGGAUACCAAAUCAUCAAAUCCUUCGGUGCAGAAAAGAAGGCUAAGGAAGUGAAUGGAACGCUAGGAAAAUCUGUAACUUUCCAUCUGGAAACGUCACAAGAAUUUACCUCAAUCUUCUGGCUUCAAGUGACAGCGUCCCUCAUUGCUAUACUGGAAACAGGUCAGUCCUGUUCCAUCAGGGUUCUGCGUUCAAAGUUUGAGAAGCGACUAAAUGCCUCUAGAGACUGCAGGAGUUUACAAAUCACUGAUCUACAACAAGAUGAUUCUGGAAACUACAGAGCUCAAAUACAGGAUUAUACAGAGGACUUCAGUCUGAAGAUUUACAAAAAUCUGUCGGAAAUUAAACUGAAAGUCCAAUGUGAAAAUUACACACUCGGUGAUGGGAAUGACACGGUGCUGAACUGUUCUGCAGGCAAGUGGGGAGACGGAGUUCAUUAUAGCUGGACCUCAACGAGCAAGGGUAGAAAGAUCUCCUCACAUGUUGUCCACAGUCGCUUUCAAGAUGAUGACACAAACUACACCUGCACAGCAGAGAAUCCUGUCAGCAAGACCUCCGUGACAGUCUCCGUCAAGGAGGUCUGUAAAGUAUAUCCAACAACAGGACCUGGGACAGUGGCUACCACGGAGACUGGUGAGCUCCACUUCUCCCCCACCCUCACUCCCCAUUAUUUGUUGUUUGUACCCCUUCACUUAAGCCCUGAAGAUUCCCAGUGCCUUCUGCUACCAAGGAGGUCACUCCAGGAACAAGAGAGGCAAUUGCACUAUAAACAAGUGCCUGCUUUGUAA
Heteronotia binoei (common prickly gecko) is the source of this 804-nucleotide messenger RNA. Its product is annotated as SLAM family member 5-like. Gene Ontology annotation, biological process: T cell activation. The record is from RefSeq and is a predicted model, not a curated record. The transcript has 4 exons. NCBI's taxonomy places the organism in Eukaryota, Metazoa, Chordata, Lepidosauria, Squamata, Gekkonidae. Gene Ontology annotation, cellular component: external side of plasma membrane. Bases 1 to 804 code for a protein of 267 amino acids.